Condylura cristata (star-nosed mole) is the source of this 2354-nucleotide messenger RNA. It is a transcript of the gene ATF1, whose product is annotated as activating transcription factor 1. The record is from RefSeq and is a predicted model, not a curated record. Bases 330 to 863 code for a protein of 177 amino acids. Gene Ontology annotation, biological process: regulation of transcription by RNA polymerase II. Gene Ontology annotation, cellular component: ATF4-CREB1 transcription factor complex; nucleus. Gene Ontology annotation, molecular function: RNA polymerase II cis-regulatory region sequence-specific DNA binding; protein binding; DNA-binding transcription factor activity, RNA polymerase II-specific. Lineage: Eukaryota; Metazoa; Chordata; Mammalia; Eulipotyphla; Talpidae. The transcript is spliced from 6 exons.
UCUCCCCGCCCCGCCCGACCCCUGAGAAAGAGGCACGUCCCUCGCCGCCUGAGGGGGUGGGGAAGCGGGUAGUGAACUCGGACCCAUCUGGGAGGGGGGAGUGGAAGUUCCCGCCCCGGACAGCAGCGAGGCGGCAGCCACAGGUAUCAUCUUUAUCAGAAAGUGAGGAAUCUCAGGACUCAUCUGACAGUAUAGGCUCCUCGCAGAAAACCCACGGGAUCCUAGCACGGCGCCCAUCCUACAGAAAAAUUUUGAAAGACCUAUCUUCUGAAGAUACACGAGGCAGAAAAGGAGACGGAGAAAACCCUGGAGUUUCUGCUGUCACUUCUAUGUCUGUUCCAACUCCCAUCUAUCAGACUAGCACUGGACAGUACAUUGCCAUUGCCCCAAAUGGAGCCUUACAGCUGGCCAGUCCAGGCACAGAUGGAGUACAGGGACUUCAGACAUUAGCCAUGACAAAUUCAGGUAGUACUCAGCAAGGUACAACAAUUCUCCAGUAUGCACAGACCUCUGAUGGACAGCAAAUACUUGUGCCCAGCAACCAGGUGGUUGUACAGACUGCAUCAGGGGAUAUGCAGACCUAUCAGAUCCGCACCACACCUUCAGCUACUUCGCUGCCACAAACUGUGGUGAUGACAUCUCCUGUGACUCUUACCUCUCAGACAACGAAGACAGAUGACCCCCAGUUGAAGAGAGAAAUAAGGUUGAUGAAAAACAGAGAAGCUGCUCGAGAAUGCCGCAGAAAGAAGAAAGAAUAUGUGAAAUGCUUGGAAAACAGAGUUGCAGUCCUGGAAAAUCAAAAUAAAACUUUAAUAGAAGAGUUAAAAACUUUGAAGGAUCUUUAUUCCCAUAAAAGUGUUUGAUACAUAAGAAAAAAAAAAUUUGUGGACUUGGCUGAAAAUUAGAUGGAUUUCUUUUUAGUGGAUUUUUACAAGUUGAAAGGUCAAAAAUGAAGCUUUAUGUUUAGGCUUUUGCAACUCAAGGAUAAAAUAUCUUAUGCAAGCAAUCUGGUGACAGAUAAAGUGGAAAAUGACCUCAAAGAAGUUACUGGCACAACUGGAAACUAUAAAAAUUACAGCUUUCUCAAGCAGCAGGAAAUGAACUUUCAGCAAUUUGAAUUUUCUAAAUAACCACAGUUGUCAAUAAUCCAAAAAUGGCAGAAGAUGAAAUUUGGCAAAUUGAGUUUUUAAAAAUAAAUCCAUUUAUCCUAUAGGUUUGCAUUUUUUACUGUUUUCUAAAAUUUACCUUUUUCAAGUGUGUCUGUAUAUAUGUUUUGUUUCUGCCAAUAAAUUCUAAGUUACAAAUGUAAAAGAAAAGCUAAUACAUAACUAGAUGUAUAAAUUAUGUGUUCUCAUUAUGUAUACUUGUUCUAUUAUCAAGUCUUUUAAAUGAGUUUUUAAAAGUUUGUUUUACUGGAUCUGAGAGGGUUUGGAGACUGGGCUAACGAGGUGUGAGGCCUGUCCUAAAGUGGUGGCUUUGUAGCGUUUUUAAUCAAAAGGGAAAAAGAACUGUUUAAAAGUUUUAUACCUUUAAAUAAUUUGUGUUUUAGUUGCUCUGGGAAUGGUGAUUUUCUACAAAUACAAAUUGUUUUUUGAUUCUGUAAUCUGUAUGCAGUUGAAUACACAUUUCUUACUGUUGUGCUUUAAUAGAAUGGAAUGUUUACAGGCCCUUGAGGUGAUAUUAGAGUAUUUUUUUAAAACUUUGUGAAGAUAUGUACCAAAGUUUUCCAAGAGAAUUUUAUAAUCAAUUUAAUGUAAGGUUUAUUAGAUUCUAAAAUAGUACAGUUAUUAAGGCAAUUUUAUGUUAAGAAUCUAUUUUGUAAUGUAGUGAAUGGUACAUUUAUAAGAAAAUGGCUGCCAAUAUAUUUUUAUAGCUAAUCUUUAUAAAUUCUAAUGUUGAGUUUUUAAUGAUUAUUUUAAAGGUUUAUAUAGUUUAGUUAAAAAAUAUUUUGCAUCUCAAAGUAUCAUUUUAUAUUAUGGGAAGUCAAGUUUCCUGAUUGGCUGGUAUUCGAAUUGUAAGUUUUAUAUGCAGUUUACCCAAAAUUCAAAAGUGCUGUGGCAUUGAUGAUGUAGCGGUGAGUAUAGCUGACUUCCAGAAUUCAAAAACGCUGUCAGUAUACCAGUAUUUAACCUUGUAUUCCAGUUUGUAUACACUUUGAAAUUGUACUGCAUAACUGUUGUGUGCUUCUUACAUAAUAUUUGUCAUGCUGUUGUCUCUGAAAUUAAAGGACAUUUGAUAAAAUUAAGUUUGCUGAAUGUAAAAUAUACAUUAAUUGAUAUAUGGAUGACAAGCUCCUGACAGCUAUUCUGUUAAUUAUACUAACUAUAGUAUAUUUUAAUUUUAAAAUGAGAAUA